GGCCAUGUUUUAUGAGUUUUUGAUGGUUAGUUUAGGGUUUGGUAUAUAGAGGGCGCGCGAUGUGUGGUUUUGGAGCGGUGGUUGAUGUUUUAUUUCAACAAUGGCGCUUGUUGUUUUUUCGGUCGCACUUUGCGCACUUGGUGAUUUCGUUCGCCGGCGCGCGGCUCUGUGUGCGUGAUGCUGGCGCUGGCCGAAGACUGCACUCGGUGUGGUGAUCGCCGCGCUUGCCGCAUUGAUUCGCGAUUCGCGCAGUGAAUUCCGCGUUUGCGAAUGCAGCACAACCACCACUGUAUCCACCGCUCUGCAUUAUCGACAACCAGUGGUGGUUUUUUUUCGUUCGUUUCGUAUUGAAAUAGAAAUUCGUCGUGUAUGUUUUGUGUUAUGUGGAUGCAGCAAGCGCAGCAGAUGCCUGGCUAGGUGUUGUCGAUGGUGAGGUCACUCCGCGAAGAAACACGCACGGAGGUUAUGUGAAUUGGUGAAAUAAAAAGCGAAAUUAAUCGUGCGUCACGCGUUACUAAAUCAAAAUAAACAAAAUAAAACAAGAUAAACGUGUGGUGUUGUUAGUGCAACAUAACAGUGAUCGUCAUAUGUUUGGUGUUUCGAUGUCGUGAGGAGGAGAGCAUCUGCAGCUGCAAAUGGCCGAAGAGUUGCUCGUGGUGCUCAGCCGCAGCGAGAACAGCGGCUUUGGGUUCUCGCUGCUGGGCAAACCCGGCCUGCCGCCCAUCAUCUUCAACAUCAUUGACGAUUCGCCAGCGGCUGAGAGCGGCGAGGUCGAGAUCGGCGAUGUCAUACUGAAAGUCAACGAGACGGACGUAAACACAUUUAGCACCAAAGAAGUGUUGAAAUGUCUACGUUUAUCCACGGAUCCUGUGACAUUAAAAAUCAAAAGAGAUCCAAAAAUAAAGGCAACAGUCCGCCAACAGCAAUUGCACUCGACCGACGGGGACCUAGCCGGCGUGCAUAGAACAACACCGACGCCGCCGGUCGUUUCCGGUUUACCGGCAUACCAGCAGCACCCGUUGCAGCCGCAGCAGGCGCAGAAUCGGCCCGAGCCGCUCAUCCACAAAACAAAUGGCACCGAUAAAUCCGGCGAUCAGUUGCAGCACAACAACAAGACGACGACGACGAACGGUAACAAGGUGCACCAUCGCAACGCACGCCACCUACAACAACACCACCAGGACGAACUGCAAUGGGAGCCCCUCGGCGGCGAGAAGCCACCCAAGGCCAAGUACGAAGCGUACAUGAUGACUGGCGAGCAUAUUCUGAACAUCUCCAAGACGCAACCACAGCCAAUUAUAGUACCUAAACAAUUAUUUAAGGAUAAUCGCAUGAAGUAUCAAAAUAGCCACUCGAAUCACCAACGACAAAACGUGACGAACCAGCCGCAGCACAAUUCGGUGCCCAACUCCCCCAACGAAAUGGAGAUGGGCCACCGGUCGAAUCACCAUCAUCAUCACAACGCGACGAACUCGGCGAACACUUCCCCUGUCAGUGCCAACAAGCGCACGCACGAUGCGCUCUCGACGCCGUCGCCGUCGGAAGGCGGCGGCACCGCUGCCGGCAAACAAUUCAAUAACUUUGUGCGCACCUCACGCUCUGAGGAUCAACUACAGGACGCGAAAAGUAUCAGCACGGUGGAUAUCGACGUGGAUGACGAUAUCACCAGCUCGUUGAAUACUUUAUUAGAUACCCGACCGGAUGCUAGCUAUGGUUCUGUUGGCAGCGGGAUUGGUACGGCGCCCGCUAGCCAAGCGGAUCGCGAUCGCAUCGUAUGGACUUACAAUGCGCCCGUUGAUGGCCAACAGCUACCAAUCGUGCCGGUUGGUAACGCUGGCAAGGGACAACUGUGUCAUACCAUCUCGAAUGGUAGCAGCUCAUCACCGACGUCGUCGUCGCCGAUGCGCAGUGAUUCCCCACAGUCGCCUACUUCUGUGUCUUCCUCGGUGAUGUCCAGCCAUAGUGGGAGUCGGCGUGCGCCGCCGUAUGCGUUGCCCAAUGGUCCGCAUUCCGAUGCCGCCGCGUAUGGCGCGCCUACCAAUGGUGACUUUAGCGUCUCCGAGGCCAUCUCGAAUAUCUCCAGUCCGGACUACAAUGACGAUGACAGCAUGGGCAUCCGCGACUGCGUGAUGGAGAUCAGUGAUCAUAGUGAUAGUGAUAGUACGUUGCUGGUGUCCGAGCCACGGCAGCCGCAUAAAACUGCUGCGGGUGGUUGUAAUCAAGGUGAUUCCGAGCAUCGCAUUGUGAUACAGGUGAAGGGACCCGAUAAGGAUACGGUGAAGGAUCGCGGGAAGGGGCAGUGUGCAAACAAUCGCCGCGAGCAGGAUACGUUAGACAUUGCACUGCGCAAGUUCCUUAAACAAUUCUCGUCACCACGAUCACGAUGGCAAAACAUGCAGAAGCCGAUAAUGGAGCAGCAUCUCGGCGGGAAUCCGUUCCUGGACGUGCCAAGCCUUGCCAACGCGACGGAAUACAAGAAGGGCUACGUGAUGCGCAAAUGCUGCUACGAGUCGAACGCCAAACGAACGCCGUUUCACAAGCGCAGCUGGAAGAUGUUCUACUGCACACUGCGUGAUAUGGUCCUCUAUCUGCACAAGGACGAGAACGGCUUCCGCAAGAAUCAGAUGGGUGACAAUCUGCAUAAUGCGAUUCGCAUCUACCAUGCCCUGGCGACCAAAGCUACGGACUACACGAAGAAGCAGUAUGUUUUUAGGCUGCAGACGGCUGAUCAGGCUGAAUAUUUAUUCCAAACUAGUGAUUCGAAAGAACUGCAAUCAUGGAUUGAUACCAUCAACUUUGUAUGCGCUAGUUUUUCCGCGCCGCCUCUGGAGGCGGCUGUUGGGUCGCAGAAAAAGUUUCAACGGCCUCUGUUACCUUGCAGUCACACCAAAUUAAAUUUCCGAGAACAAUUGAGAGAUCACGAGGAGAGAGUUAUGAGACUGGAGAGCGAGCUCGAGGAGCAUCGCAGAUCGCCGCCGGAGCGCAAUGCCAAGUCACUAGUCAUGCAGAACUACAAAGAACGCGAAGUUUACCUAAAUUUUGAGGUUAAAAGAUAUAGAGCCUAUGCUUACAUCCUGCGAUCCAAGAUGUCCGCCUAUCCGGAACUGGGCGUGAGUCUGGUGGAGAGUUGCAUCGGCGAGCUGGAUGAAGCCACCGGUUGUCAUCCGGGUGAUGCGCCCGCCACAGCGAUGCCUCCGGUGCAGGCGGAGCCGGCAGCGGCGCGCAAUUCGCGCUCGCCGCAAACAAAUAGGUUAAUUGUGCACAUAAAAUACGUACCGAAGUACGAGUCCCCUAUACCUAGAAGGUGCGUUCUGUUAUGAUUUUGUUUAGUAUUUUUUUUCGAUGUUACCGAGUUGAUUUGACGCUUACACCCAACCGAAAUCAACAUCUCUCACCUCACACACAAUCAAUUAAUUACAAAUGUUACAUUCAUCAAAUAAUUACUAAUUGAAUAUUUGCUAAUACUUUCAGAUAUCGGUACAGAUAUAACGGCUCUUCUCGGUGGUGUUUUUUCAUUGAUUGAUUAAUCCAACUGUAACAAACUUUGUUUUGGUUUUUAUUUCGUAUUUUGUGUUUGCAUGCCUGUUUCUUCAACGUUUUGCUUUGGAAACUUUGAAUAUUUACAAUACUUUGAUGCUUUUUUGUACUAAAUUGGUGUUGCUUUUAGACCUUGCGCAAUUUAUUCCCCAAUUUAAUGAUGUGAUUAUGAUUAAUCUAUUGGAAAUCUAUCUGUUUGUAAUCUAGGAAGUUGGACUGAUGCCAAUGCAGCUAAUCGCGCACGGAUUGUGCAAUAAAUGCAAUUGAAGAUGACGAGCCAGUGGACGCAAAUGCAAACGAAGAGCGCGAGUGAAUUAUGAUGGUAAUAAUUUUAACAAGAGACCAAAGAUCAAUUAUUUAUUAGAUGUACCAUGUACCGGUGUUGUUGGCGGGGAUAUUUUCACUGAUAAACUGAUACACUGCUAAUUUGUUAGCAAAACAUUCAAAUGUAAAGCGUUUUGAAGAUGAAAACAGAACGAAUUCAAUGAUUAUGCAUUUUACAUAGGUAGGGUAUAUAAAUAAUAAAAGAUUGAGGAGUGAAUGAGAUAAAUGAUGAAGAAGAUUUGGCGAAUGGCAUGAUUUCAAGUGAAUGAACAAUACAGUUAUUAAUUUAUAUUUUUACUUAUGAAAUAUGAAAGUUGUUCAGUGCUAAAAAACUAUUUACGGACAUAUUUAAGGCGCAAACACAGCUUAUUUAUUGCCAUUUAUUAUUUUCUAUGUACAUUAAACGCUUCUUAUGUAA
This is a messenger RNA of Dalotia coriaria, 4279 nucleotides long. Its product is annotated as PH and SEC7 domain-containing protein-like. Lineage: Eukaryota; Metazoa; Arthropoda; Insecta; Coleoptera; Staphylinidae. The record is from RefSeq and is a predicted model, not a curated record. Gene Ontology annotation, molecular function: protein binding; phospholipid binding. Bases 636 to 3320 code for a protein of 894 amino acids. The transcript is spliced from 13 exons.